AUGGCGCGGGUCAUGCGCGCGCGCAACAGCUAUCGAAGCCUACCGCGCUCUCAACAGGCUCGCGUGUCCACCUUCAUUCGCAAGCUGCGGCGCAUUAGCCAGGAUGCCAUCGUCACCAAUGAUCGACUGGUGAAAACCAUCGCCAUUCAAUCUGGCCUCUUUGAUCCUGCCGAGGCGGAGGCCCAAGUCGCCACCCCGGCACAGGCUUUGCGAGAAGCCGUGGUCUCCCAGCAGAGAGCCUCGUCCAACGAAGGAGGGGCACCGUCAACACAGCAACUUGAGCACUCUGGACAUUCGUCUGGGCAUCACUCCCAUGAUCACUCCGCUGGUGUGCAGAUUGAUCCUCCAAACACCGCACCCCAACCAGACGGACCACCGACCGAUUUUGAAAUGGACAAAGUUUAUACGACCAUCAAGCAGUUUUAUCGCGAUUGGUCAGCCGAGGGUCAAAGCGAACGGGACCACAGCUAUGGUCGCCUGUUAGAUGCGGUGGACAAGGCUUUUGCCAACGCACCAAAGUAUCAAUCCUUUUGA
Messenger RNA from Monosiga brevicollis MX1, 534 nucleotides. RefSeq lists its product as uncharacterized. Lineage: Eukaryota; Choanoflagellata; Craspedida; Salpingoecidae. The record is from RefSeq and is a predicted model, not a curated record. Bases 1 to 534 code for a protein of 177 amino acids. Gene Ontology annotation, molecular function: S-adenosylmethionine-dependent methyltransferase activity. The transcript has 2 exons.